Messenger RNA from Penicillium cinerascens, 738 nucleotides. RefSeq names its product DNA-directed RNA polymerase III subunit C31. NCBI's taxonomy places the organism in Eukaryota, Fungi, Ascomycota, Eurotiomycetes, Eurotiales, Aspergillaceae. The record is from RefSeq and is a predicted model, not a curated record. Gene Ontology annotation, cellular component: RNA polymerase III complex. Bases 1 to 738 code for a protein of 245 amino acids. The transcript is spliced from 3 exons. Gene Ontology annotation, biological process: transcription by RNA polymerase III.
AUGUCACGCUUCGCUGGCAAGAAAGGCAAGCGCGGCCCCGGCGCCGAGUUUACUUGGGACACCGACCCUGGCGGCGAGCCGGACACUGCUCCGACUCCCCUCUACCCAGCAUAUGUCGUUCCCUACGCCCGAAAAAUCAGCACCAAAGAGCAGAUCGCGGUAGACAAGUACCGGCAGUUGCGCGAGGCUCACCAUGAAGGACCUUACUACUCUGUGAUCGAUGCUUCUGCCUCGAGUGCCAAGAAGGGCAGUGCUGCCCGCGCCAACUUUGACCCUUUUACGGGCAUGCCAUCUUAUUCCGGACGGUACCAGAAGAAACAUCGAACUAUUCCCAAGAUCUCUGGUGUCGGUCGUGAUUAUGAAACACGAUUCUUUCCUCGCGAGCUCUGGCAGAUCAUCCAGCCGAACUUCCGACCCGACGCCUCAUUAGACGGCUACCAGGCCCAAACCAACGCUGUCAGCAACAAGCGUGGAUUUGAAGACGAGGAAGACGAGGAAGAUGCCGCGGCCAAGCGACGUGCCACUGGCGGCAACGAGGAUGAAGGUGAUGAUGACCAGAAUGAGGGAGGGUUGUUGGAUGGCGACGAAGAUGCGCUUGAAUCAAUUGCAGAUGAUGACUUCCAGGACGAUGAUGAUGAGAUGGGUGGUGACUACGAUGCUGAACAGUACUUCGACGACGGCGGGGACGACUAUGGAGAUGAUGGUGAUGGCGGUGGUGGUGACGAGGAAGCUUACUGA